AGGGGGGGAGAGGGCGAAGGUGUUUGCUUUUCUGCAGUGACUCCUGGAAGUCUCCUGACAGUGAGAUCAAGGUGCCUUUUUCAGCUCAUCUUUCCAGAUGUUAAGCUUUCUCUGACUCUUCAGUUUCUCGUAGUUGAAAAAAAUUUUUAUUUUUUCAAAUGGCAACAUUAAUUCACACUUUAGCAGAUCAUAGUGAUGACGUCAAUUACUGUGCCUUCUCAUCAUCGUGCUUGGCUACUUGUUCCUUGGACAAAACAAUUCGUGUUUAUUCUUUGAGCGACUUCGCCGAGCUGCCGUACUCGCCUUUGGAAGGCCACACGUACGCCGUGCACUGCUGCUGCUUCUCGCCGUCGGGCCUCGUGCUGGCCUCGUGCUCCACGGACGGCACCUCGGCGCUCUGGGACGCGCGCGACGGCCGCAGGCUGGCCGUGCUGGAGCAGCCCGGCGCCAGCCCCGUCAGGGUCUGCCGCUUCUCUCCCGGGGCCGCCCACCUGCUGGCAGGGGCAGCCGAUGGCAGCGUGGUGCUUUGGAACGUGCAGUCCAUGAAACUGUACCGAUCUGGGAAAGUUAAAGGUGGUUCUUUGAUGGCUUGUGCGUUUUCUCCCAAUGGAAACUUCUUUGUCACUGGAUCAUCAAGUGGUGAUUUAACCAUUUGGGAUGAUAAAAUGAGAUGCCUGUAUAAUGAAAAAGCACAUGAUCUUGGCGUGACCUGCUGUGAUAUUUCUUCACAUCCAGUAUCUGAUAGUGAAAAUGGAUUCAAAUACUUCCAGAUGGCUUCCUGUGGACAAGAUAAUCAUAUCAAACUCUGGCUUAUUUUGUUUGCAGAUUUCUUAGGUGUUCAGUUAAAAUAUAAAUGCACACUGAAUGGGCACUCUGCCCCAGUUCUGGCUUGUGCAUUUUCAUGUGAUGGACAGAUGAUAGUCUCUGGGUCUGUGGACAAGUGCGUCAUAAUCUAUGAAACUAGUACUGGCACUACCCUUCAUACUUUGUCUCGGCAUACAAGAUAUGUUACAACUUGUGCUUUUGCACCACAUAGUCCCUUACUUGCCACAGGCUCAAUGGAUAAAACUGUGCACAUAUGGCAGCUUGACCUUAAGCAACCCUGUGCAGGACGUACUGUAGAAAAUGAAUCAAAGGUGGCUGUUGAGGACUGGUCAGAGGAUGAUGUUUCAGCCUGGCUCUGUGCACAGGAUUUAGCAAACUUCGUUGAACUUUUCAAAAUUAAUAAUAUUGAUGGCAAGGAACUACUGAAUCUUACUAAGGAAAGUCUUGCUAAGGAAUUAAAAAUUGAGUCUCUAGGCCUGCGCAGUAAAGUUCUCCAGAAAAUUGAAGAACUGAAGAUGACAACAAUCUCGGUUUCUGUUCCUGAUGAGUUCCUAUGUCCUAUAACAAGAGAGCUUAUGAACGAUCCUGUCAUUGCCACAGGAUCAGCUGGUUCAGCUACCAACUCUAAGAGCCGAAGUCCUGAACCUGGGCAGGUGGUGAAGACUGUACAGGGCUGGGUCAGCCAGGUGGACAAGCCCCCUGUCCAGUAAAGCAGCAGGCUUUAGCUGUGUUAAACAAUUGAUAGUAAUGAGCUUUCACUUCACAUUAUGGAUCAUUCAAACUGAAAAGAAAGUCUUAUUUAACUUGUGCAUAAUAUAAUUUGGUGCUUUGCAGGCAGGAUAGAUACAUGAAACUAGCCAGAACUGUUUAUAUCCACAGUAAAGAUUUCACAUACAGUGUACUUAUUCUAGAUCUCAAUUUUCCUGUUUGGAUGUAUUUCCUUACUUCCCUUUCACAUUUAAACAGCUAACAUCUGCACAGUGCCACAGUGCCCAAGCCUCUGUAAUAUGAGCUUUUGUUGAUGGUGUCUUUGCAGAUGGCUAUUCCUAUGAAAGGGAAGCAAUGGAAAACUGGAUCAGCAGUAGACGAUCUAGUCCCAUGACGAAUCUUCCUCUCCACUCUCUUAUGCUCACACCAAACAGAACACUAAAAAUGGCCAUUAAUCGCUGGCUAGAGACUCAGCAGAAAUAGUUAAACCACUUAAUUUUGAAGUUGUUUGUUAAAAUUAAUUGAAAUUUUAUGCAGCUGGAGGAAUUAAUUGUAUCAGAAACACAUGGAAAGAAAAACUUGUGCUUCUCUUCUAUCUGUGGCUGGUUCAGCCUUCACUGGUGGAAACUCCCAGAACAACUUUAAUUUCCUAGUAGUUUUACUUUGUGGUAUUUCUGUUUAAGAGUCAAGUACUCAAAGUUUUUCAAAUAAAAUUUUCUUAAAAUUUUUACU
Molecule: messenger RNA, 2265 nt
Organism: Pyrgilauda ruficollis (rufous-necked snowfinch)
Lineage: Eukaryota; Metazoa; Chordata; Aves; Passeriformes; Passeridae
Gene: WDSUB1
Product: WD repeat, sterile alpha motif and U-box domain containing 1
Exons: 12
Coding region: 159-1535 (458 amino acids)
Biological process (GO): protein ubiquitination
Molecular function (GO): ubiquitin-protein transferase activity; protein binding
Source: RefSeq, a predicted model, not a curated record